This is a messenger RNA of Neoarthrinium moseri, 861 nucleotides long. RefSeq lists its product as uncharacterized. NCBI's taxonomy places the organism in Eukaryota, Fungi, Ascomycota, Sordariomycetes, Amphisphaeriales, Apiosporaceae. The record is from RefSeq and is a predicted model, not a curated record. Gene Ontology annotation, molecular function: oxidoreductase activity. The transcript is spliced from 4 exons. The coding region runs from base 1 to 861 and encodes 286 amino acids.
AUGGCCUCGACUCCCCUAUGCCAACGCCAUAAUGUUCAGACAACAUUCCACUACAUGGACUUGACUGACCCAAGCUUUUCAGACCCUGUCUCGUUUCCAUCCGAAAAAGAAGAACGAAAGAAUAUUGCAAACCUACCUGGCAACAGGAAGCCGGCUGUAUCGCUUCCCUUCGUUGUAGAAGACAUCAGCCACGAUUUGGAUAAAUACACACUUGACAGUCAUGGGUUCCAAAUAUUUCGCCACGAAAGCAAAUUGUCGCAAGCGGACUUUGCCAAUGACGAACUAGUAAAAGCUAUCUACUAUCCUGAGUCUAUCGAGCUUCUUAAAAAGGUGACAGGCACUUCUUACGUCUAUGUCUAUGAGCACAACUCGCGCGGACCGGUCAAACCUGAUCAAGACAAGAAUAUCCCAAUGCAAAAUCCUUGUCACUUUGUCCACUGCGACCAGUCGUACCAUGGAGCAGAAGUCAUCGCGCUGGAUCGACUUCCAGACAAAGUCUUUGCAGAGAAGGUCAUCCGUGGGCAUUUUGCGAUAAUGAACGUCUGGCGACCCGUCAAAACGAUUUACAAAGACCCUUUUGCGUGUGCCAACCCCCAUUCCGUGGUUGACGCAACAGACCUGGCUCCAAUGCCCAUUCAGGCAGACGACCUACUAGAGGAGGGAUGGGCUGUAGGACCGAACCAAAAUCAUCGUUGGUAUUUCAAAUACGCGCAACAGCCUGAUGAGGUGUUGUUGUUCAAGAAUUUCGACUCUGAAGGGCCGGUUCGACGGACUGUUCAUUCAUCCUUUAUUGAUCCUCAGCACAUCGAUGACGCGGAGAGAGAAAGUAUGGAAUUAAGGUGCAUUGUAGUUUUUGGCUAG